UGAUAAGACACCUGGCGCAUCCGGCACAAUGUAUCAGCCGCUGGAAGGGAAGGUCGCUCCUCUGAAGGAGUACGUCCACAUCACUGUGGUCGUGUUGUCCUAUUGGGUGAUUUCGAUGGUGACGGUGUUUAUCAACAAAUCCCUGCUGAGCAGUGACUUCUUCAGCCUGGACGCACCGCUCUUUAUCACGUGGUCGCAGUGCGUUGUCUCGGCCGGCAUCUGUUUCAGCCUCAGCCGGCUGUCGAAGGUAUUCCCCAAGGGCGUCCACUUCCCGGAGGGAAAUCCCCUCGACUGGACCACAGUGAAGAGCGUCCUGCCGCUGUCGCUGCUCUUCACGCUCAUGAUCUCCACGAACAACCUGUGCCUGAAGUACGUGGGAGUGGCUUUCUACUACGUGGGCAGAUCCCUGACCACCGUCUUCAACGUGGUGUUCAGCUUCGUGCUGCUGCAGCAGAAAACGAGCGGUCGCUGCAUCCUCUGCUGCGUGGUGAUAAUUGCCGGUUUCUGGCUGGGCGUGGAUCAGGAGAGUCUCACAGACUCCUUCUCCCUAAUCGGCACGAUCUACGGCGUCGUGGGCUCCCUGGCGCUCUCGCUGUACUCCAUCUACACGAAGAAGACGCUGGUAUUCGUGAACCAGGAAGUAUGGCUGCUCAGCUACUACAACAACGUCUACUCGACCGUCAUCUUCCUGCCGCUCAUCCUCGUCGCCGGCGAGAUUCCCACCGUGAUGUCGUACAAAUACCUCGGGGAGUUGUGGUUCUGGCUGGCGCUGGGCGUCAGUGGCGUCUGUGGCUUCGCCAUCGGCUACGUCACCGCGCUGCAGAUCAAGGUGACGUCUCCGCUCACGCACAACAUCUCCGGCACCGCCAAAGCGUGCGUGCAGACUGUGAUCGCCACGGAGAUCUACAGCGAAACAAAGUCCUUCUCCUGGUGGCUCUCGAACAUUGUCGUCCUGAAGGCGAGCGCUCUGUACGCGUGGUUCAAGCAGCGCGAGAUGCAGGUCAAAUUCCAAGAGGCAGAGGCUGCCCAGAAAGUGUGACGCAGGUGAUCUUCACCACGAGAUACCAUGUAAGCUCUAACCGAUUAAACUAUAGGC
Messenger RNA from Phlebotomus argentipes, 1096 nucleotides. It is a transcript of the gene nac, whose product is annotated as GDP-fucose transporter 1. Gene Ontology annotation, biological process: protein O-linked glycosylation via fucose; GDP-fucose import into Golgi lumen. NCBI's taxonomy places the organism in Eukaryota, Metazoa, Arthropoda, Insecta, Diptera, Psychodidae. Gene Ontology annotation, molecular function: antiporter activity. The record is from RefSeq and is a predicted model, not a curated record. The transcript is spliced from 2 exons. Gene Ontology annotation, cellular component: Golgi apparatus. Bases 29 to 1039 code for a protein of 336 amino acids.